CAUUCAGGAUGUCAUCAUCUGAACAGAAUACAGCUCACAGGGAUCUUGAUCCAGUCAAGUGUUUAUUUGGCACCGAUAAUGAAGUGUAUCUGGAGAGCGAAUUGUGAAACGUUGCACAUCUGUUUUUAUAUUGAUUUUAUUUGUUUACAUUUUAUUAUGUUAGUGUUAUUACAUAUGUCGACUUUGGACUAAACACAGCGGACUCGCGUUGUUUGGUGUGCUAGUGAUUUGGUGCUCGUGCUUGAACCGUGUAUCUGGAUGAAAUAAGAGUUUGAGGUUCUAAAACUAGACAUCAGUGGCGUGUUUUUCGGUGUGUCCCCGAUCGUGGUCAGUGCUGUACAGCGGUUCAUGGUCACCCGUGCGUAACCAAUCACAUGGCCGUUCUGGAGUGAAGCAAGCCUCGUCACAGAACUACAGGUCGACCCACUCCCGUCCUCCACAUCACAGCGAUGCCUCCCGGUGUUGUAGCCCCGUCUCCACGGAGCUCUCCGGUCCGGUGCUUCUACGCCUUGACACCGUACUUCAUAGAGGACUCUGUCAUCUCCCAGAGCAGGAUUGAUCAGCUUAUCAGUGAGAGCUUCCUGACAGUGAAAGGUGCCGCCCUCUUCCUGCCCCGGGGAAAUGGCUCCUCCCCUACCUCUGCUUCCCGCUUCGCUCAGCUCCGCAGCAAACAUGCAGGUGACCUCCAGCAGCACCUGCAGACCAUGUUCACUCUCCUCCGACCAGAGGACAACAUCAAACUGGCUGUCCGGUUGGAGAGUACCGUGUACCAGGGGACUCGUUACAUGGUGGUGGUCUCCACUAACGGCCGUCAGGACACCGAGGAGAGCUUGGUGCUGGGUAUGGACUUCAGUCCUGCAGACAGCUCGUGCUCGGUGGGGCUGGUUCUCCCUCUAUGGAGCGACUCACUGAUACACCUGGAUGGAGACGGGGGUUUCAGUGUGUCCACUGAUAACAGGAUCCAUGUAUUCAAGCCGGUGUCGGUGCAGGCCAUGUGGUCUGCUCUGCAGUCGCUCCACAAGGCGUGUGAGGUGGCUCGUUGCCAUAACUACUUCCCCGGGAGCCUGUUCCUGACCUGGGUCAGCUACUACCAGAGCCGGGUCUCCUCUGACCAAUCACGCAUCAACGAGUGGAACGCCAUGCAGGACGUCCAAUCACAUCGUGCCGACUCUCCCGUGAUGUUCUCUGACGUGCCGACGGAGAGAGAGAGGACAGAGCGGCUCAUCAAGACUCGUCUGAGAGAGAUCAUGAUGCAUAAAGACCUUGAGAAUGUCACCUGCAAAGAGAUCCGCACAGAGCUGGAGGUGCACAUGGUGUGUAACCUGUGUGAGUUUAAGGAGUACAUAGACAAGGAGAUGAUCCUGAUCCUGGGUCAGAUGGACAGUCCCACUGAGAUAUUUGACCAUGUUUACCUGGGCUCUGAGUGGAACGCAUCCAAUCUGGAAGAGCUGCAGAACAGUGGUGUGCAGUAUAUUCUGAACGUGACGAGGGAGAUUGACAACUUCUUCCCAGGUGUGUUUGAGUAUCAUAACAUCCGUGUGUAUGAUGAGGAGGCUACAGACCUGCUGGCCUAUUGGAACGACACCUACAAGUUCAUCUCCAGAGCCAGGAAAGCAGGAGCUAAGUGUUUGGUUCACUGUAAGAUGGGUGUGAGUCGCUCUGCGUCCACGGUGAUAGCCUACGCUAUGAAGGAGUACGGCUGGGACCUGGAGAGAGCAUUCAACUACGUUAAGGAGCGACGUGCUGUCACCAAACCUAACCCCUCCUUCAUGAGACAGCUAGAGGAGUACCAGGGCAUACUGCUGGCCAGUAAGCAGAGACACAACAAGCUGUGGCGUUCCCACUCGGACAGUGACCUAUCGGAGCACCACGAGCCACUAUGUAAGACCGUCCAACACCCCCACACCCUGGGCCGCUCCGACCCUCGUAACCAGGGUAACAGCCCCGCCGCCCCCUCCCUGCAGGAGCUGCUGCAGCCGCUGGGAUCCCCCUCCAACACGGGCCAGGUGGUGCGGUCCAUCUCUGAGUGUGGGACCCCUUCUAGUGCAGGGAAGGUGGUACAGUCCAGUAGCCAGCCCAAUGCUACUGCUACCCAGGAGAAUAAUCUGGACACUAACCAGGAGACUAGGACUGAUGCUCUGUUGACCUCCACAACUGGGGACCAGUCAUUGGGUACUGGGGACCAGUCAUUGGGUACUGGGGACCAGUCAUUGGGUACUGGGGACCAGUCAUUGGGUACUGGGGACCAGUCAUUGGGUACUGGGGACCAGUCAUUGGGUACUGGGGACCAGAAUCGUUCAACAGCAGCAGCUACUACUGCCUCCACUGGUUCCCAGGCCCAUGGGGAGUCUGUGUGUUCCCAGUCACCCCCUCUCUCCAACGGCCUGUGUGAUUAUGAAGAGGACCACUCAACCCCUCUCCCUCAGCCGCGGGCGGCCACCGUGGUGCCUGACAUUUCCACUGUCACCGUGGCGGAGACCGUGCCGGUCAGGCGCCCUCAUCCGCCCCCUAUCCAACACCACCUUGUCUCCCCCGCCGCCCUUCCAACCUCCUCCGAUGAAGACGAGACUCCGAAAGCCAAGGAGCCGUCCACCACCUUGCCUAAGGAAAAAUACUGCCAGCUGCAGGUGACACCAUCCGUGCCUGAGUCAUCGUCGAUGACCCCGGAAACAAGCACACAAACUGCAGGACCACAAGAGCCGUCCACACCAGUGCCUGACAAGAAACUAGACUGUGACGAGCGGUUACCUGGGGCAUCAUUGGAUAGUUCAGCAUCCCAACAACCCUCCAGUAUUGAGGUACUCAUCAUUAGCCAGCCCAGUGCCCCCCCUCAGGACCCUGCUCUCGAGGCGGAGGGGUCCUCGGCUCUUGGGACAGACCACAUCAACUUCUUCAGCGCCAGAGAGAAGUUUCAGGGCCUGACUCAGGAUGGGAGGACCCGUUGCCUUUCUGAUCAGGCACUGCAGCAGACACCUCAGCCCAUACCCAGGGAUCCAGGACAGGAGCAGCAGCAGCAGGAGGACCCCUCUGUUGUGGCGACUGGGGAGGGAGAGGAGGAGGAGGUCGAGGAGAGGAAGAGGGAGAGCAUUGUCUCUGUUCACCUCAUAGUCACAGAACUGGAGUCCAUGACGCACACUGUGGCCCCUCCCAGCCAACCAGAGCCUACUGCUUCCCAGGACCACGAAGUGGGUCAGUCAAACCAGGAAGUAGAGGGCAAAGAUGCAGAGUCACAACAGGAAGUGGACGUUGUCAAAGAGGAAGUGAAGGACGAAGCAGAAGAGAUGGAAGCAGUCUCCCACUCUCCUCCCGCCCCUCACUCUGCUGAUUGGGCGAUGGGCUCUGUGCGCCGCGUCACCCAACAGCUGGAGCAGCGAAUGAGGCAGGACUCCCCUUCCCCACCUCCCCUCCCCCCCCACCCACCCCCAUCGUCGCUCCCCCCUCUUCCCUCACUCAAGAGAACACUCCCCUCCUGCCUCUCACCCCUUCCCAGAGACAAACUCCAACCCCCAGAAUGCACCACUCUGCCCGCAGGGGUCAGAGGUCAGCACUGUGCAGGAAAAGGGUCGGGGCUGUAGUCCUAUGGAGGAAGAUGGAGGACAGGAGGCUUGGAGAGAAGGUUUACAUGAAGACAGUGUCCAAAUGCACAAACACAACCUUGAUGGCAGCCUUGCAUCUACCCUCCACCCUACCCCCAUGACCCCUCAACACUCUUCCCCCAUCACCCCUCUCCAUCCUACCCUAAACUCUGCCCUCGCCCCCCUCUCUUCAGUGGAUUUCCUGUGUCUGGAGGGGGUGACAGAGUUUGAGUCGGGCACAGACUGGGACAGUCUCCCGGGUCGAGGACCCCCCGGUGACGACGACAUGAGGGAGACAUGGGAAACUCUGCGGGAGCUGGGGGCGUUUCUUCGCCAGGUGAGCGGUGGCGGAGCCAAGGUACCCAGGUGUGUGGGCCAGGUGUGGGGGGAAGGUACACAGGCGAGGCAGAAGAGGGUCAGGGGUGGCGACAGGCAGAGAGCCAGGGAGGUGGAGGCACGGAUUCGCCAGGCUGGGCUGACACCGCCCUCCCUGAUGAAGCGCUCUGCCUCAUUGGCUAAGCUGGGCUGCUUAGACCUGUCGGCCAAUGACCUGAGCAAUUGGGAUAUUAGCCCCACCUCUCCGGCGACACCCGCUGUGGAACUUCUCCUUCCUUCCACAGAAGCUGACGAGUCCUCCAGGAAACUGAGGGUGCUGUUCCACAAUGCCCUGUGUCCUUCUGUCUCGACCAGCAGGCAAGAGUCCCUCACCAACAGAGCGGAGAGGCCUUGUGAGAGCGGGGACACACCCUCAGAACACUUGCAUUCUCCUACGUCCAAUCAAGGCUGGCAGAAGGAGAAACAUCCUGACUCUGGCCAUGCCCUCUCGCUAACGUCUGACCUGAUCUCCGUGGCAACACGACAGCAGUAUGGAAGGACACACCCCCUACGUAGGCUGAAGAAACGGACUGUCAGCACCCUCUACCACACUAUGUGACCCUCACUGUGUGUGUGUGUGUGUGUGUGUGUGUGAGAGAGCGUGAGAGACACAGAGUGAUGAGAGCUGGUCAAACGCCAGCCACUUCCCUUAGCCCCUACCACCUUCCCUGGCAGAUGAUAGUCAGAUGUGUGGACAAUAUGCCAGCCGCCUCUAGGAUCAUUGGAAGGCUCGAUGGAUUAUAGCUUAACACAAAGCUGAUCUCUUCAGGGCAUCGUGUAUGUAGUGACUCCUAGGAUGUGUAAUGUUUCUUGUUGCAUACUGUAUGUAGUGUGUAUUUGAGUCAUCAUUUUAGGAUGUGUCCUUUUUGUUUUCUAUUGGUUGGAGUCUGAACUGUUUGUGCGGCAGAAUAUCUCCAUAAGUUUUAAAUUGUUUGUCACUUUUGUGUACAUAAUAGGAAGUGUGUGGGGGACUGAAAAGUGCAGUUUCUCCCUUCCCUUUCUAUCAGAAAUAACAAUGAUAUGGGGAGGUUUCUCAAAUAUGCACUUUACUGUUUUUUGAUUUAUGUAUGGUUCCUACCCCUGGAGCUUAAUGUGAGUUGAAUAGUUGGGAGUAUUUUACAGUGCAGAAAUGUCAUUUCAUUUUAAAUCUGUAAAUAUUCUAAUUUUUUUAUGUGCUUAAACUGUGACCAAUAAAUAAUGACAACUUAA
Oncorhynchus mykiss (rainbow trout) is the source of this 5159-nucleotide messenger RNA. RefSeq lists its product as uncharacterized. Lineage: Eukaryota; Metazoa; Chordata; Actinopteri; Salmoniformes; Salmonidae. Gene Ontology annotation, molecular function: phosphatase activity; actin binding. The record is from RefSeq and is a predicted model, not a curated record. Gene Ontology annotation, biological process: negative regulation of actin filament polymerization; protein dephosphorylation.